UCUAUCCGCGGGUUCAAUGAUCUACUUCCUCGUCCAUAUUUUAGAUUGUUAUGUUUGUGCAGAGACUGGCCAGUUCGGUCUCCAUCGCCAACCGAGGAGCAUGUCAAGACAAGCGCAGUUCGUGGAGCAUUCUAAUCAUUUCCUGGAUGUCCCCAAAAUUGAAGGAAUUGCUCUUCCAUCAGAUACAGACUGCCUCUUAAGAUGUAUGAGGAAUGAUCAUUGUUUCUCCCUUAACGUUGCUGCGUUUUCCCUACCGAACGGAAGUACAUCGUGUGACUUACUUUCUACCGACAAGUACAAUGCAUCUGACAAGUUCAAAGAGGAUCGCACAUCGCAUCACUUCAGCAUCAUGAAUCCUUGUGAAAACUUUCCUUGUCAGCACGGUGGAACAUGCCACGCAAAUUACGAGACAUACGACUACAGCUGUGCUUGUGAGCAAAACUACACUGGGAACAACUGUGAAAUACCGAUUCGUCGAGACUGUUUUUAUCUUCUGAACGCUGGCCACAAUCGGAGUGGAGUGUACUAUGUCGACCCUGAUGGUAGAGGACACUUCAGUGCUUACUGUGACAUGCACACUGACGGAGGAGGCUGGACCGUGUUUCAGAGAAGACAGGAUGGCUCGGUAGACUUCUAUCGGAAUUGGAGCGACUACAAAGUUGGCUUUGGUCAGCUGACUGGUGAAUUCUGGUUAGGAAACGACAAGAUCCACAGGCUGACGGCUGCUCUACCCAAGUCCCUAAGGGUGGACCUGGAGGACUGGAACGGAGUUAAAGCGUAUGCCAAAUAUGGAAAGUUUGACAUCGGUGAUGAGCAGCUACACUAUCGACUUGAUGGGGGUUCAUAUUCAGGGACUGCUGGGGAUUCGUUAAAAUAUCAUUAUAACAUGGCGUUCAGCACAAAAGAUAGUGAUAAUGAUUACUAUUAUCAAAACUGUGCUGUAAUGUAUACUGGAGCAUGGUGGUAUAGAAGGUGCCAAGAUUCCACUCUGAAUGGAAAAUACUUGGGAGGAAACAAGCGUGGUUACGAUGGAAUCCUGUGGGGUGACUUCAGAGAUCGACUUUCCCUUAAAUUUGCAGAAAUGAAGUUGAGGCCAGUAUUGUAG
Messenger RNA from Pocillopora verrucosa, 1105 nucleotides. RefSeq names its product fibrinogen-like protein A. Lineage: Eukaryota; Metazoa; Cnidaria; Anthozoa; Scleractinia; Pocilloporidae. The record is from RefSeq and is a predicted model, not a curated record.